Chlorocebus sabaeus (green monkey) is the source of this 2338-nucleotide messenger RNA. RefSeq names its product putative Dresden prostate carcinoma protein 2. NCBI's taxonomy places the organism in Eukaryota, Metazoa, Chordata, Mammalia, Primates, Cercopithecidae. The record is from RefSeq and is a predicted model, not a curated record.
GUGAGCCGAGAUUGCGCCACUGUACUCCAGCCUGGGCAAUAGAACAAGACUCUGUCUCAAAAAAGAACUUUCCACUUACGUUUGUCUCUUCUUAGGAUUGCUAAACCCAGUCCUUGGUUUAUUAAUGACACAUUCAGACUUAUUUAGAACUUACUUAGAACUCCACCACACAUUGUUACUUCAUUCCUAUCCUAAGCUGUUUUUGCAUCCAUAGCACCUGACCUCAUACUUGCAGCAGGAACCCUGUAAAUACUCAUGGACAAAUAUAUGCAAAUAUUUUAAUCAGAGAGAGUUUAUCCAUAACCUUAAAUUCUCCUUUAACAUAAACAUUUCUAUUUCUUUAAGCUGGAGUGUAAGGCCAUUUCUGAGGAAUUUUUUAAGUGGUGAUGUCAAUGUGUCUUAUAAGAUCAGUGAUUAUUAAUACACUGAUAGUUCGUAUUUAUACUAUAUCUAUUUCAAAGAACAUUAUAACAUUUAGGAAUCAAGCCAGAACAAAGAAGCAACUGCAGACAAAGUGACUCUUUUGUGGCCUCUAGUAACUUGUGGCUUCAAACAAUGAAGGCCAUUGUAUAAACUCCUUUGAGGGUUAUUGUGAGAAUUAAUUAGAUUAAAAUCUGCAAAGUGCUUUGAAGUUUUCCCAGAAUUCCGUUAUAAAUAAAGAUGACAUUAAUUUUUUUUUGAGGUAUCUUUAUGUCGGUCCUCCCAGAAUCAAAUGUAACAAGUUCACCUGCUAUUGAACUGCCUGUGUUCCCUGAAGCAAAAACCCACGACUAAGCCAAAUUUUACCUUUGGUGAUUUUAAGCUGACCACAAGAGCACACACAAUGGAGCACAAUUUGUUGCCUUUAUCACAAAGAGCUUGGUGUAUGAUAUGCAUGAUGCAGUGUCUCAUAAUCCCUAUGCCCCAUGGUAAUUACAUAUAAAUUACUGUAGUUAUUACAGCUAUUUUAUAGUGACCAACAAAGUUUUACCCUCCUCUUUGUUAUUUAUAUUUGGAUAAUUUACAUUCGGUUCAUUUACAAUAGGAUUUAAAGCAGCCUUAUCCCUAAACAAUGUAAAUGCUGAAAAACUUUCCCGAUUCCAGUAACUGUUUAAUCCUCAUUGUAUGAACAGAAGCACAAGCAGAUAUUAAAGACAGGAGUCUUAGAUUCAACUGUCUAACAGCUAGGGCUCCUCGGGAACCCCUUCUCCUUAGUCUCCUGAUCUUCUGUGAUCCCAAUCUUAUCCCCAGUGACCCCCUCAGCCCAUGCUGUCCUCCCCCCUUCCCAAGAAGGAGCAGCUCUGAAUAUUCUGAGUGCUGCACUUGGGGCAGCAGAAACUGUGGAGCAGCCCCAGGUGGGCCCUGGGGAAUAGUAGGAUAAGAGGCCUGUUGUAAAUGAGGAACCUGUCUGGCAGGUGACCAACCUGGUUUGCUUGGGACUGAGGGGGGUUCCCAGGACAUGGGACUUUCAGUUUACUGGAACUAAUUCACCUGGGCAUUAGAUUAGGGUCUGGGACCCUGAUAUUGGCGGAGUCUUUUCUGGGUGGGGAGAGACUCUUACUUGGGAAACACACCUUGUUCCUUUUGGUUCCUGCAGCACACUGGUCUGGGUAUGUCUUCUCAGGGAACUCUGGAUGUGACUCCUGUACAUGAAAAUGGAAGAGGUCAGAGUUGUCCAAGAGGGAGGCCAGCCACAUCCAGGCAAGGCCCCCAUGGCCAGAACCCUGCUAGAGCCACCAAGGUCCCAGACGAGUCUGGAAGUGUUAGUUGCAAACGUAUGCAUUUGCUUCUGUGGCUACAAGAAAGAACAGAAAUGCACAAAGAGGAGCAGUGUGAAGAAGAGGCGAUGAUCCCCAGACCGACCAAAGCCCGCACUCCGCUGCGUCCUGCGCCCAGCGCCUAUGUCCCACCACCGUCGCUGCCACCAUGCCCGGGAGAAAGGCUGAAGGGGAUGCUAAAGGAGAUAAAGCCAAGGCGAGGUAGGAACCGCAGAGAAGAUCCACAAGGUUGUCUGCUAAACCUGCUCCUGCAAAGCCAGAGCCCAAGCCUAAAAAGGCCUCUGCAAAAAAGAGACAGAAGGUACCUAAAGAGAAAAAGGGAAAAGCUGAUGCUGGCAAGGAGGGGAAUAACCCUGCAGAAAAUAGAGAUGCCAAAACAGACUAGGCAUGGAAAGCUGAAGGUGCUGGAGAUGCCAAGCAAAGUGUGUGCAUUUUUGAUAACUGUGUACUUCUGGUGACUGUACAGUUUGAAAUACCAUUUUUUUUUUUUGAGACGGAGUCUUGCUCUGUUGCCCAGGCUGGAGUGCAGUGGCGCAAUCUCGGCUCACUGCAAGCUCCGCCUCCCGGGUUCACACCGUUCU